This is a messenger RNA of Centruroides sculpturatus (bark scorpion), 1367 nucleotides long. RefSeq names its product alpha-tocopherol transfer protein-like. The record is from RefSeq and is a predicted model, not a curated record. Gene Ontology annotation, cellular component: membrane. Gene Ontology annotation, molecular function: phosphatidylinositol bisphosphate binding. NCBI's taxonomy places the organism in Eukaryota, Metazoa, Arthropoda, Arachnida, Scorpiones, Buthidae. The transcript is spliced from 6 exons. Bases 123 to 1193 code for a protein of 356 amino acids.
UAGAAAAUAUGACAUGAAAAGAUCUUUGAAACUGCUGAAGAAUUAUUAUGAAGUGAGAAUACAGUAUCCUCAGUACUUUAAAGAUCUACUUCCUUCUAAAUUGAAACAUGUUUUAUCACUGAAUGGUAUUCAAAUCUUACCAAAACCAGAUAGUAAAGGAAGAUUUAUUUCUUUUAGUCAAUUCAAAUUUUAUAAGCGCAAUGGAGAUUAAAGAUUCAAUAUUUCCGAAAGAAAAAGAAGAGGAAUUUCCUUGGGAUGAUAAAGCACUUCAAGCAUUCAAAAAGGUUAUAAGAGAUCAAGGGAUAAAAUGUCGCAUGGAUGAUAUCUUUCUUCUUGGAAUUCUUCGUGCUAGAAAAUAUGACAUGCAAAGAUCUUUGAAAAUGCUGAAGAAUUAUUAUGAAGUCAGAAUAGAGUAUUCUCAGUAUUUUAAGGAUCUUCUUCCUUCUAAAUUGGAACAUGUUUUGUCUCUGAAUUUUAUUCAAAUUUUACCAAAACCAGAUAGUAAAGGAAGAUUUAUUUAUUUUUGUCAAAACAGUAAAUGGGAUACUUCUGUUGCAAAUAUGACAGAUGCAUUUCGUACAACAAUGCUUAUCUUCGACUUGAUGUUAAAUUUUCAUCGAACUCAAGAGAAUUGUAUGGUUGUGAUUGUGGAUGCUAGUGGUAUAACACUAUCACAUUUUCUGCAGAUGUCACCAAGUUUUUUUAAUUCAAUACUGAACGUUUUAUUGAAAGAUACUUAUCCGCUUCGAUACAAGGAAACACAUUAUGUCAACAUGAAUAUUAUAACAAAAGCAAUUUUAACUAUGAUGAUUCCUCUUAUGCCAACUAAACUCAAGGAAAGAUUGCAUUUUCAUUCUGACAUGUCUACUUUGCACGAAUUUAUCCAUCCGGAUUAUUUGCCUUUGGAAUUGGGAGGGAAUUUGCCUUCCGAUGAGAGUGAAUUCAAUAAUAUGAUUAGAGCCAAUGAAGAAUUCUUUCGCAAAAACGAAGAAUAUUUGAGAUUGUACGAAGAGGAAAGAAAUAAGCACUUCAGUCAAGGCAAAUUUACGUAUAUUGGUGAAGAUUUUGAAGACGAAAAAGUUAAGAAGUUUCUAGAGAAAUCGGAAGAAAAAUUUAAAUGUUAUUCCGAUGAUCCAGAAGCAUUUAUGGCUUCUCUGAAACAAGAUUCAGAAUUGGAAAUUACACAUUUUUGAAUAAUAUACAAUUAUAUUGUUUUAGGUUAUGUUAUUAUUUACGAGAAAAGAAACUAAACGUGCAAAUUUAUUAAAUUUAACAUGCAUUUUCUGUCAUUUAAAUAUUAUAUACUGAAAUGAAGGUUCGUCUUCAACCUUCAUUUCAAAACGGAAUAUUUAGGGAAAAAAAGCGUC